This is a messenger RNA of Aegilops tauschii subsp. strangulata, 2786 nucleotides long. RefSeq names its product G-type lectin S-receptor-like serine/threonine-protein kinase At4g27290. Gene Ontology annotation, biological process: protein phosphorylation; recognition of pollen. The record is from RefSeq and is a predicted model, not a curated record. Gene Ontology annotation, molecular function: protein serine/threonine kinase activity; ATP binding. Lineage: Eukaryota; Viridiplantae; Streptophyta; Magnoliopsida; Poales; Poaceae.
AUUCGGCCGUAUACAUCCCAAUCCCACGGUCCAUGCAUGAGCUGUGCUGUGGAAAGAGGCAUCCUGCAUCCAUCCGCCAUGAGAGCUACCAGCCAACAGCCGGCACGUCUCCUACUGCGGCUGCUCUUGAUCGGCUUCUUCCUCCUUUCGAUCGCCGCCGGCGUCACUGACAAGCUCGAGAGGGGCCAGAAGCUCACCGAUGGCGACACGCUCGUCUCAUCCGGCGGCUCCUUCACCCUCGGGUUCUUCUCUCCCGGGGCGUCCACCAAGAGGUACCUCGGCAUAUGGUUCUCCGUGUCCAACGCCACCGUCUGCUGGGUCGCCAACCGCGACCAGCCGCUCCUUGACAAGUCCGGCACGCUGCUGCUCAACGACGUCGGCAGCCUCGUCCUGCUUGACGGCUCACGCCAGACACGGACGGCGUGGUCUUCGAACUUCCUGCCCGCCUCCGCCGCGGCGGUUCAGCUUCUCGACUCCGGCAACCUGGUCGUGCGCAACGGCAGCAGCAGCACCUCCCUGUGGCAGUCGUUCGAUCAGCCGUCGGACACCUUGCUGCCCGGCAUGAAGCUGGGCAAGAACCUCUGGACCGGAGGCGAGUGGCAGCUCACGUCGUGGCGCUCCGCCGACGACCCGUCGCCAGGAGACUACCGCCGCACGCUGCAAACCACCGGGUUACCGGAGAUCAUCCUGUGGUACCGCGACGUCAAGACGUACCGCACUGGCCCAUGGAACGGGAUCUACUUCAACGGCGUCCCGGAGGCGCGUGCGUACGCGGGCAAGUACCCGCUCCUGGUGACGACGAGCCCGUGGGAGAUCACCUACGGGUACACCGCCGCGCCCGGCGCGCCGCUGACCCGCGUCGUGGUGAACUACACCGGCAAGGCGGAGCGGCUGGAGUGGGACGCGAGCAGCCGGGAGUGGAACCGCAUAUUCCAGGGGCCGAGGGACCCGUGCGACGAGUACGGGAAGUGCGGCCCGUUCGGCCUCUGCGACCCCGAGGCGGCGUCGUCGGGGUUCUGCGGCUGUGUCGACGGGUUCAGCGCCGCGAACACGUCGGCUCUGGUGGUGAAGGAUAACUCCGAUGGGUGCCGACGAGACGUGGCGCUGGACUGUGCCGGCGGGACGACGACGGACGGGUUCAAGGUGGUGCCAGGGAUGAAGCUUCCCGACACGCAGAAUGCGUCGGUGGACAUGGGCGUCACGCUGGAGGAGUGCAGGGCGAGGUGCCUCGCCGACUGCUCGUGCUUGGCCUACGCCGCCGCCGAUAUUCGAGGAGGCGGCGAUGGCACCGGGUGCGUCAGGUGGGCCGAUGCCAUUGUUGAUCUACGUCUCGUCGACAGAGGGCAGAAUCUCUACCUGAGGCUGUCAAAAUCAGAAAUGGGUGGCCGUAAAAGGUUUCCUACACUACUUGUUGCCACAACUCUACCUUCUGCUGUUACUAUUCUUCUGCUCGUCUUUAUGAUUUGGUGGAGAAGGAAAAACCGAAUAAUAGGUGCUAUUCCUCAAAAUCCUACCAUGGCGGUUCCUUCAGUUAGUCUAGCAAUUAUAAAGGAUGUCACUGGGAAUUUCUCUAAAAGUAACAUCAUCGGGCAGGGUGGAUUUAGCGUUGUUUACAAGGGGCAGCUUCCUGAAGGAAGAACUAUUGCUGUCAAGAGGCUUAAACAAACGGCACUGACAACAAAAGGCAAGAAUGAUUUCGCGAGAGAAGUGGAAGUGAUGGUUGGGCUCCGGCAUGGCAGUCUUGUUCGUCUUCUCGCUUACUGUGAUGAAGGCAAGGAGCGGAUACUCGUAUACGAAUACAUGCAGAACAAGAGUUUGAACAUCUACAUAUUUGGCACACCUAAUCUUCGUGCUUCACUGGACUGGGCAAGAAGGUUAGAAUUACUACGCGAGAUCGCGCAUGGUGUUGCAUACCUCCACGCAGGAUCAGGCGAGAGUGUGAUCCACCGUGACCUUAAACCCGGGAACAUUCUUCUUGAUGACGAGUGGAAGCCAAAAAUCGCUGACUUUGGCACCGCCAAACUGUUUGCCGAUAAUCAGACUGGGCCUGAUCAAACAAUUGUCAUUUCGCCGGGAUACGCAGCUCCGGAGUAUGUGCGGGGAGGGGAGAUGACGCUGAAAUGCGACGUUUAUAGCUUUGGAGUUAUUCUUCUAGAGACUCUUAGCGGGCAAAGGAAUGGUAGCUUGCAAAGGCUUCUUUCCCAAGCCUGGGAACUGUGGGAGCAGAAUAGGAUCAUUGAACUUCUCGACACGACAAUUGUGCCGCUCCCCAAGUCCGAGCCUGAGAUACUGCCCGGGCUAAAACGUUGUAUCCAGAUCGGGCUCCUCUGCGUCCAGGAAAUGCCAGAUGAUAGGCCAGCCAUGUCUGAAGUUGUGGCCAUGUUUACGAGCGCAACAUCUCAAAUUGAUUGGCCCAGAAGAUCGGUACUAGAUAGCGGAAUAGCCAUGCCUUUGAAUCCGUCCCUUGAACUUGAGACUGAUCACUUGAACCCCACUACAAUUGAAAUGAGAUCGCCAUCAAGUCGAUCCAGCUAUUGUUGUCUAGCUAGCAACCAAUCUAAUUAAGUUCGUACAUAGGAAUCAUUUACACACAGCCUUUUGGUUGUGAUGUUGGUACCUUUUCCUUUUGCAUAUAUUGGUACCUUGAUUCAUUGUAGAAAGAUGCGGAAUAGCGAUUCAACAUAUAUGGAGGUAAGACUUGAGAAGAAACUGAGUUGUUGGAAGGUAAACAUCUAUCCUCGUCUGGGUGGAUGGUGCUCACCAAAAUGCCUAUGUUUUUGUUGUCA